AUUUUCGGCAAUGUUGACAAUUAUGAUGUGAUUUGUUUUAAAUUUACUAUAUUAAGUAGGAUGUAGUAACAAAAAAAUAAAAAAAUAAAUCUAAAAAAAAUGGAGAGACAAAACUAAAAUUAAAUUAGGACUAACUAAUUAUUUGCGAUUUUAAGUAAUGAAAUUACUAUGAAAAUUAAUUAUCUUCAUCUGCUUAUCCUGUAUAUGAGUAUCAGCUUGAAACUAUCUGCAUUUUUUGUUGUCCCUCCUCCAUCAUUUGCUGAGGAGCCUCAAGACACAUGGUUCUUUAACUCAUCACCAAACUCAUCAUCUAAUCUUAGUUGUGUUGCAAACCAACAUCCAGUGGCAGUUUCUUAUCAGUGGAUGUAUGAAACAGAAAUUGUGUCAAAGUUUACAAAUUUUACUCAUAUACAAGUAGAGAAGUAUGGUGCAUAUGUUUGCCUUCUUUCAAACUCUUUUGGAACAGUAAGAAGUCGCACAGCACUAGUUAAAAAACCUGUGAUUAAAUAUCAAGAAAUUAAAGAUUUUCAUAAAAACAUUAUAAAAGGUGCUUAUUUGUUUUUACCAUCUCUGGAAGUUUAUGAGAGCGUUCCACCAGUUGCUGAAAUAUUUUGGAGAAAAAAUAAUAAAUCUGAAAAGUGGGAAGUUCUUCAAAAAGAUUUAUACACAAAAAAUGGUAGUUUGCUUAUUCGAAGCGUUAAUUCUGAAGAACACAACACAAGUUUUAGUUAUAUUAUAAAACAAAAGAACGAUCACUUAGUAGUUGGCUACACUGUUACUGUUAACAUAAUAGUGAUUUCACCUGACUCAAAUCAAUGUGAAAACAUAAGUCUUGCCUUGAUAGAAAUGCCAACUAAUGUUACAGUCUAUGCUGGACAAGACAUAUCAGUUGAGUGUUUAACAUUUUUUUAUCGUUGCAGUUUUGCUCCACCUAUUACUUGGUUUUAUAAUUAUUCAAGUGUUAAAAAUGAAAUUCCAAAAGCCAAAGCUGUUCUUCAUAUUUCUAACAGCAGAUUAUCAGAUAGCGGUAACUAUAUUUGUAAAGUAACAGGAUUUAACUAUCAACUUCAAACAAUUGUAACUGUUUUAGUAAAGCCAAGUCUGAAUAUCAUAUCUGAAUCUGUAACAAUUUAUAUCAAAGAUGAUGCUCCAAUCACAUUGGAUAAAAUAGCAUUAACAUCAACUGUUGGUCUAAAAAGUUUUGAAUGGUAUUUUAAUGGAAAAUCUUUGUCUAGAAAUUCAAAAUACAAUUAUACUUUAGAUUACAAACUAAUAGUUAAUCAACCAGUUGAAUCUGAUUCUGGAAUUUAUCAAGUGUUUUAUUUUUUUGAUGGAUUUGAAUUAAAGCAUGCUUUCAAUGUAUUUUUCCUUAACGAUGAAACUAUUAAAGUUACUGACUUACUUACUUCAACAUCAACUUUAUCUAGUAAAGUUUUAACAACAAAUUUUAAAACCUUAUCCCAUUCUACUGAGGCUGUAAAAUUCUCUUCUUUAUCAUUUGUUUCUGUUUUUUCAUGGACCAAAUCACCACCACUUGUUCCUAAUAAAGAGUUCAUAAAAAAUGGUGCAUUAAUAAUUAGCCUGUCUGUUGGAAGUGCUGUUUUGGUUAUUGGCCUGUUGAUUGGCUUAAUUAUGAGAAAACAAAAUAAAAAGAAAGAAAAUAAAGGAACGGAAAUGUCUGAAAAGAAAACAUCAGAAGCAGAAAAUGAUUAUGUACCUAUACAACCAGAACCCCAAAGUCUGUAUGAGCCUUAUGUAUUAAGAAAUUCUUCAAACUUGAAUUCUGAAUAUAAAUCUCAAGAAAAUCCAUAUUGUGAAUGAAAUUUCGGAGUUAGCACUAUAUAUAUCAGGUAGAUGUAUCGCAGAAAACAAAAUUACAGAAGAAUGAAAUUUUUCUGCAUUUAUUUUUUUAA
This is a messenger RNA of Hydra vulgaris (swiftwater hydra), 1913 nucleotides long. RefSeq names its product protogenin. The record is from RefSeq and is a predicted model, not a curated record. NCBI's taxonomy places the organism in Eukaryota, Metazoa, Cnidaria, Hydrozoa, Anthoathecata, Hydridae.